Microtus ochrogaster (prairie vole) is the source of this 1877-nucleotide messenger RNA. It is a transcript of the gene Slc27a6, whose product is annotated as solute carrier family 27 member 6. Gene Ontology annotation, molecular function: long-chain fatty acid-CoA ligase activity; long-chain fatty acid transmembrane transporter activity. NCBI's taxonomy places the organism in Eukaryota, Metazoa, Chordata, Mammalia, Rodentia, Cricetidae. Gene Ontology annotation, biological process: long-chain fatty acid import into cell; long-chain fatty acid metabolic process. The record is from RefSeq and is a predicted model, not a curated record. Gene Ontology annotation, cellular component: plasma membrane; endoplasmic reticulum membrane.
AUGCUUCUGCCGUGGCUCACAGGAUUUGGGGCUGGAUUGCUCUUCCUGCACUUGGUGCAGAAACUUCUGUUCCCGUACUUCUGGGACGACUUGUGGUUCCUGUUGAAGGUGGUGCGCUAUGGAAUUCAGAUGACGGUAUACAAAGUAAGAGGGGAGCUGGUCACUGUGCUGGAUAAGUUCCUGAGCCACGCCAGGAGGCAACCCCAGAAAGCCUUCAUUAUUUAUGAAGGAGACGUUUACACCUACGAGGACGUAGACAAGAGGAGCAACAGAGUCGCCCAUGCCUUCCUGAACCACUCGUCACUGAAAAGGGGAGAUGUUGUGGCUCUGUUGAUGAGCAACGAGCCCGACUUCAUUCAUGUGUGGUUUGGCCUGGCUAAGCUGGGCUGCGUGGUGGCCUUCCUCAACUCCAACAUUCGCCUCCGUUCCCUCCUGCACUGCAUCAGCACCUGUGAGCCCGUGGCCGUGGUGGUUGGCGGAGAUUUGCUUGGAAGCAUAGAAGAAAUCCUUCCCAGCCUCCCCAAGCACAUUCGUAUUUGGGGAAUGAAGGAUUCUGUUCCACAAGGUGUAGUUUCACUUACAGAAAAGAUGAGCCUGGCCUCUGAUGAGCCAGUGCCCACAAGCCAUCAUGUAGCCUCAAGCCUCAAGUCUACGUGCCUGUAUAUUUUUACCUCUGGAACAACAGGUCUGCCCAAAGCAGCUGUGAUUAGUCAGCUGCAAGUGUUGAAGGGAUCCUUUGGGCUGUGGGCUUUCGGCUGCACAGCUGACGACAUUAUUUAUAUAACCCUCCCUCUGUACCAUAGCUCAGGGGCUCUCCUUGGAAUCGGUGGGUGUGUUGAGUUAGGGGCUACGUGUGUGUUAAAGAAGAAAUUCUCUGCAAGCCAGUUUUGGAAUGAUUGCAAGAAGUACAAUGUGACUGUGUUUCAGUACAUCGGAGAACUUUGCCGAUAUCUGUGCAAACAGCCUCAGAGAGAUGGGGAAAGGGACCAUCAGGUGCGUUUGGCAGUUGGAAACGGUAUGAGCAGUGAUGUGUGGAGACAGUUUUUGGACAGAUUCGGAGAUAUUAAAAUGUGCGAAUUGUAUGGCGCUACAGAAGGAAACAUCUGCUUCAUGAACCACACGGGGAAGAUUGGGUCAGUCGGGAGGACAAACUUCUUUUACAAGCUCUUUUUUGCUUUUGAGUUGAUCAAGUAUGACUUUCAAAAAGAUGAACCAAUGAGGAACGAACGAGGCUGGUGCCACCGUGUGAGAGAAGGAGAACCUGGACUUCUCAUCUCUCGCGUCAAUACGAAGAAUCCUUUCUUUGGCUACGCUGGCUCUUACAGGCACACGAAAAGCAAGCUGCUUUUUGAUGUUUUUAAGAAGGGAGAUGUUUACUUCAAUACAGGAGACCUCAUGGUCCAAGAUCACGAGAACUUCCUUUAUUUCUGGGACCGUAUUGGAGACACUUUCAGGUGGAAAGGAGAAAAUGUUGCGACCACAGAGGUUGCUGACGUGAUCGGGAGGCUGGACUUCAUACAGGAAGCAAAUGUAUAUGGUGUGUCUGUGCCGGGUUACGAAGGAAAAGCAGGGAUGGCUUCUAUUAUUCUAAAACCAAACAAGUCUUUGGACUUAGAGAAAAUGUACCACCAAGUUGUAACAUCUCUACCGGCUUAUGCCUGCCCACGGUUUUUAAGAAUUCAGGAGAAAAUGGCAACAACAGGGACAUUCAAGCUUCAGAAGAUACAAUUGGUGGAAGAAGGAUUUCAUCCACUGAAGAUUUCUGACCCACUUUACUUUAUGGAUAACUUGAAUAAAGCUUACGUUCCAUUGACGGAAGAAAUUUAUAAUCAGAUAAUGUUAGAGGAGCUUAAACUUUGAAACCGUUUUUUUUUUUU